UAGCGCGCUUAAUUAUUAACAAGACUGUAUGAGCAGCAUCGAUGAAUGAAUCCUGUUGCGCAGACCGGUAGCUUUCAUUGUAAAAGCGUCGAUAGCUACCAUAUAGUCAGUCAGUUUCACGGGGUGAACGUCGAUGCGUGAGUUUCGCCAAAUAUUCUUUUUUGUAUUUAGGCUAAGAAUUGUAACCAAAAAGAUUGUGCGAUAUGAUAAUAUUUGGACAAUAUGAUUAGUAUUUUUAUUAAUGAAGGUAUGCUAAAGAAUAUGCAAAAGAAGAGAUGUUUUCGAAACGAAAGCGACGGUCGGUAAAAUCUAAAGGGAGCAGGCGUGGACUGCGAGUUCAAGUCGGGCGUGGGGAUGAACUCUACGGGGAAUGCGAGAGGGAGGAGGACUGGGGCGCUUCCUGUGGUUGGCACUAGCCUAAAAAAGCUCCAUAAACAGAAUCGCGGCCGAAUGUCUUUUCAAUGCAACGAAAAUGGUGAAGUGUGGGAAAAAGUGGGCAUUGAGUAAAAGCUUCGACAGCUCGAACCAUGACAGAGGCGUCGGAGGAUGGUAACUAUUUAGUGAGGGUUCGUGCCCAGGUAAUGACAAGGGAUGAUAGUUCAGGUGGUUGGGUUCCUUUAAGUGGCGGUGGUUUAGCAAAUGUUUCGGUUAGACGAAGACCAACUUCUUCAGGUGGACAUCAGUCUAAUAAUACCAAUGGAUCUGGUAUUUCUACUACGACUGCCUCUACUACCAACACUACACAAUCUGUAUCUACUACAAGUAUCACUAAUGUCCAAAGUCAUGGAUCUUCUAAUAGUUCUCCACCUGGUGCAAAAAAAAGACAUGAAUACCUUAUUUAUGGAAAACGCAUCACUGAUCAAUCAGUUGUUCUUAGUUGUACAAUUAAAAAAGAUUUUGAAUAUAAUAAGGUAAUGCCAACUUUUCAUCACUGGAGGACAGGAGAGAAAAGAUUUGGACUUACAUUUCAAACAGCUGCAGAUGCAAGAGCUUUUGAUAAAGGUGUUCGUACAGCUGUUGAAGAAUUACUAGAAGGACUGACCAAUUCAACAUAUGACAAUUCAUUAGAUGCUGGUGAUGAGGAUGUUUUUAUGACUUUAAACUUACCUGUGGAACCACCAGAAUCACGUCCAUCAUCAGAUACUCCUCAUGGAAUACGAGUGCCCAAUUAUCAAUCCCAGUGUUCAGAUCUUCCUGAUUCCCAUAAACCUAUUCAUUAUAUUGGUGGACCAUCUAUAAAAGUGCCACCAUCUCAGCAUCCUUUGGCAACAACUGAAGAUGUUGGAUCGGAUAGCUACUCUUAUGUGCAGCUCACAACACUUAAUCAUGAAUAUUUAUAUCCUAUCAUCGGUGAUCAUAAAGGAGAUCGAUUAAAUAGACAUAAUACCAGCAGUUCUUUGAAAAAACCAGAUAUUAUAGUAUCUCAACCUUCUAAAAAUACUAUGAAACGUAACGUUCGAUUACGAUGUAAACAUUGCCAAGAAUUAUAUACAGAACAACACAAUCCUAGAGGAUCUUGUGAAUAUGCACCUGAUCCUAUUAGACGAGGAAUCGCAAAAAUUUCAUGUCUGUCCUGUGCUCAGGGUAUGUUAUAUCACUGUAUGAGUGAUGCUGAAGGUGAUUUUGCCCAAAAUCCUUGCAGUUGUAGUACAGAAGAAGGAUGUGGACGCAGAUGGUUUGGUUUGGCAUUAUUAUCACUGAUCGUUCCUUGCUUAUGGAUUUAUCCUCCAUUAAGAGCUGUUCAUUGGUGUGGCACGUCCUGUGGCAUGUGUGGAGGACGUCACCAUCCGAUGGAAUAACUGGAGGAACCCUUUGAUAUCUCUGCUCCAUACUCAGUUCAACCUACUACUGAAUCAACUAACUUUUUUUCAUCACGUGGUGCUGUGGCUAAUGUGUAUGAAUGUCAUGAUCUGAGUAUGGGUCGAUGUCAGAGGUAUCAAAGGGGUAGACAGCUUCCAGUACAUGCACUUAUCCAUCAGCGUCAUCUUUGAAAUAAUUUAUUUCAAACAAACCAAAAAAAAUAUGAGCACAAAUUGUCGCAUUUAGCUCUGAAACCAUGUAUAUUCCAUACAUUUUGUAUAUUUUAUUAGCAAAUGCAUUAUUUAGACACAUCUGUACAUUAAACAAUUUGGAAUGGA
This is a messenger RNA of Apis mellifera (honey bee), 2138 nucleotides long. It is a transcript of the gene Spred, whose product is annotated as sprouty-related, EVH1 domain-containing protein 1. The record is from RefSeq and is a predicted model, not a curated record. Gene Ontology annotation, cellular component: membrane. Gene Ontology annotation, biological process: negative regulation of MAPK cascade; multicellular organism development. The coding region runs from base 528 to 1799 and encodes 423 amino acids. Lineage: Eukaryota; Metazoa; Arthropoda; Insecta; Hymenoptera; Apidae. Gene Ontology annotation, molecular function: protein kinase binding. The transcript is spliced from 6 exons.